AUGUCUGAAGCCAAGAUCCUGAGCUCCUCUUGCCUCGUGCUUUCCUUGCUCUCCUUGCACUGGGCUUCACUCCAGCUGGGCCAGGCUUUUCCCAGCACCUCUGACUACCUCCAGCGGAGCUGGCAGCGGCUGCUGGAGGAAGGGGAGGGCUGUGCUGAGUGCCGGCCGGAGGAGUGCCCGGCGCCACGCGGGUGCCUGGCUGGCACGGUGCGGGAUGCCUGUGACUGCUGCUGGGAGUGUGCCAACCUGGAGGGACAGAUCUGCGACCUGGACAACACCAACCACUUCUACGGGAAGUGUGGGGAGCACCUGGAGUGCCAGCUGGAUGCCGGGGACCUGCGGCGCGGAGAGGUGCCUGAGCCCCAGUGCACCUGCCUCUCCCGCCUGGCCCUCUGCGGCUCUGAUGGCAAAACCUAUGCCCAGAUCUGCAGGUUCUUGGAGGUCGCCCGUGCCCACCCCGACACCAACCUCACCGUGGCCCAUGAGGGUCCCUGCGAGUCAGAGCCCCAGAUCACCUCUCCUCCCUACGACACGUGGAACAUCACUGGGCAGGACGUCAUCUUCGGCUGCGAGGUCUUCGCCUACCCCAUGGCAUCCAUCGAGUGGAGGAAGGACGGCACGGAGAUGCUGCUGCCUGGAGAUGACCCCCACAUCUCUGUCCAGUUCAGAGGUGGCCCCCAGAAAUACGAAGUGACAGGCUGGCUCCAGAUCCAGGGCGUGCGGGUGACGGACGAAGGCACCUACCGCUGCUUUGCCAGGAACAGGGUCGGGGAGGUGGUGGCGUUAGCCAGCCUGACUGUCUUCACACCGGACCAGCUCAACCUGACGGGCUUUUCCCUGCCGAAGCCCCGCACGACGCCCGAGGACUAUGGGGAGAGUGAGGAGGACUAUUACUAGCCCGGAGACGGGAUGUCCAGCUGCAGAGAUCACCUUGACCACGGUGGCCGUUCCCAGGGGUCGGGGA
Molecule: messenger RNA, 964 nt
Organism: Pygoscelis adeliae (Adelie penguin)
Lineage: Eukaryota; Metazoa; Chordata; Aves; Sphenisciformes; Spheniscidae
Gene: KAZALD1
Product: Kazal-type serine peptidase inhibitor domain 1
Exons: 4
Coding region: 1-897 (298 amino acids)
Biological process (GO): regulation of signal transduction; regulation of cell growth
Cellular component (GO): extracellular region
Molecular function (GO): insulin-like growth factor binding
Source: RefSeq, a predicted model, not a curated record